AUGUUCUUGACGAUUGAGUCUCAAAAUGCCUUUUCUACUCUCCUUUAUAUGCGGGAAAAUAUUGUCGAGGAUCAUAGGUUCGGAAAAUUUUCCACUCCUAAUGAUACACCACGCGAUCAACCAGGGGGACAGGUCAGACAGAGAGGAGGGGAACUAGAUAAAGAUGAACCUCCUGUCAUACCUACUGAGGACGAGCUUCCCAUGGUUCCUUACAGUGUGGCAUCAAGGAGAUUUCAGGACAAUUUGACACGGAGUGCCAAUUACACAAACAUGAGUCUGGAUUAUAUGAUGGAGAAGAUGCAUUUCCCACGACCCAGUCAUUUUCUAGUUUCCUAUCCUUAUGUACCAAGUUGGGAGGAACUUUGA
Lactuca saligna is the source of this 366-nucleotide messenger RNA. Lineage: Eukaryota; Viridiplantae; Streptophyta; Magnoliopsida; Asterales; Asteraceae. The record is from the annotation of a GenBank genome assembly.